Myxocyprinus asiaticus (Chinese sucker) is the source of this 2576-nucleotide messenger RNA. RefSeq names its product claudin-12-like. Lineage: Eukaryota; Metazoa; Chordata; Actinopteri; Cypriniformes; Catostomidae. The transcript has 3 exons. Gene Ontology annotation, cellular component: plasma membrane. The coding region runs from base 174 to 1163 and encodes 329 amino acids. The record is from RefSeq and is a predicted model, not a curated record.
CCCGUCUUUGCAAGUUUAUGCGCGCCGCCGAAGAGUCCUCACACAAAAUACGACGGUAGUGGACAGAAGAUCACGGACAGUAUGAUACAAUGACCCUUUCAUUGCCACAAGAGUUUUCUAAAGCUCGCUAUUAAUCAGGAUCUAUUGUCCCUGACGUAGACAUCACCCCAGCCAUGUCUUGCAGAGACAUUCACGCCACCAACGCAUUUUCCUUCAUCAUCGCACUGCUGUCGGUAGGUGGUUUGACAGUCGCUACGCUCAUCCCUCAGUGGAGAACCACACGCCUUCUAACCUUCAACCGUAAUGCCAAAAACAUCACAGUGAAUGAUGGCCUGUGGACCAAGUGUGUGCAGCGAGAUGGUUCUUCAGGUUGUUAUUACUUUGAUGCAGACUGGUACACUAAAUUAGAUCAGCUGGACCUCAGACUGUUGCAGUUCUGUUUACCUACUGGUCUGUUGUUUUCUAGCUUGGCUCUUCUUCUCUGUCUCACUGGCAUGUGUAAAACAGCUUGCUGCUCGAAGACCCCAGAUGACAUCAAGAACAGCUGCUGCUUGGUCAACAGUUCAGGGUGCCAUCUAGUGGCUGGGAUGCUUCUUUUUCUAGGUGGGGCAAUUGCUAUGCCGCCCUCUGUCUGGUUCCUGUUCCACACACGAGACCUGAACGAACGCUAUGAUAAUCUUUUUGCAGUGGAGUUUGGGGUCUAUGUGGCCAUUGGCAGUGCUGGUGGGCUGAUGUUAGCUGCUCUGCUCAUGUUCAUGUGGUAUUGUAUGUGUAAGAAACUGCCUUCACCCUUUUGGUUGCCUCUGCCUGAGGUGCCUGAAAUGACCAACAGCCUCUCAGCGCAGCCCCUCAUGACCAAUGGCCUGCCCUCUCCUGUGACCUACGUGCCUCAGAGUUUCCCUCCCGCUGUCCUGGACGCCCCCUCUUUUGUCCCAGUGAUGGGUUAUCCUCAGCCUGUACCCACACAGCCUCUGCCACCCCAUGCCUAUAUGCCACAGAUGUCUGUGCCUGAUGGUUAUGGAUCAGAAGUUGGAGCCUCACAGGUAUAUAGUUAUGCCCCUUCUCAGGGAUACGCACCCUCACAGAGGUAUGUUGGGCACCGUUAUUCCACACGCUCCCAUAUGUCAGGCAUUGAGGUUGACAUCCCUGUCCUUACAGAGUGACAUUGUGUAGAAAUGGAGUUGAGGUGUUGACAGGGGCUCAAAGAGAUCAAACAGGCAUUGUGUGUAUUUCUUAGAAGCUGUGGUGUGGGAAUACACUUCAGGCAGAUCAGCAUGGUUUGGCUGUGAUAUUUUGGUGAAUUUAAAGUGAAGGAAAUGGUGAUAUUGAAAGAAACUCUUUUAUUCAGUUGAUGUAGCACAUGCUACUCUGUCAAAGCACUGCAAAUGUCCAAAAUGUUAUAUAUAUAUAUAUAUAUAUAUAUAUAUAUAUAUAUAUAUAUAUAUAUAUAUACACACAACAAGCAUUGUCUUUGUUUUAUUUAAACUUAAAUGGUAUCACUGAUCAAUAUUAACACUAUGUUGAUGUUAAGCACUGUUCUAAACUGUUAAUGAAUUUGUCUACUAAUCUACAUCUGAUUAGUAACAAAUAUUAGAAGAUAACCUAUAUGACUGCUUGAACAUGUCUGUAUCUUGUAUUACUGUUGAUGCCAUUAAUGUUCCUAUUUGUCUUUUGCUAAUUUUGCCAAUUCCUUUUAAAAGAAUUCACCUGUUGCUUUAUUGUUCUAAUACCUGAAUAUCAUGUUGUCCCCUGCUGUUGUUACAUAAUUGCAUGAUAUGUUUAGGCUUGUAUACUUGUAUGUAGUGUACUUGUUAAUAUGUUUAUUGUUUUUUUUUUUUACUGGAAAGAAAUUUGACAUUUUAAUUCGUAUUUUAAUUUAUUUUUUGUUUUCAUUUUCAGUUUAAUAGAAAAAACUGAAAUGGAUCAGAUAAAAGUUUAUUAGUACCCAUAUUUUAAAACUGUUAUAUUCACAAGAUUUUCGAAAACUUUUUUUUAUAUUGAAUUGUUUGAAAGUUUUAGAAAAUUACUUAAUUUGACUGUACUUUGGCUCAUUGCUCUUGUGAAUCUCAGAUGUCUUUAUUUAGCAGUUUAACCACUGUAUGAUUUAUGAAAAGGAGAAAUAGAUCUAGACAUUUUACACUUUAAGAUUUAGACUUUAUGACUAACAUGAGUAAAAAACAUUAAUGAAAUAUAUGGUAUUGCAUUCCAUUUACUCCUGUUCUUGGUAGAAGUGUUUUGGUUGUUGCCUUUUAAAGGUGCCAUACCAGAGAAGUCAUUGUAAUGUAAAUGAGAGCAUUUGAAUAUUGAAUGCUCUUGUAAUGUGUUUAUAUUUACGGGUUGUGUUGCAGUCAUUCCAUUGCAGAAAUUAAGCAUCAUGUCUGAGAAAAUCACUAAUGUCUUCAAUAACUAAUGGUUCCUCUUAUAUUGCCUAUAAAAUAUUGCACAUAGAUCAAAUUCAUUUUGCCUGUUUCUAAUAAGUUUUGUUGUAAAAAGUACUUAUUUAUAAUUAAUGUUUUUUCACAUAUCAGUGUAUAGACUACUAAUGCCUUUAAUGUUAUCUUAUAAUAAAAGAUUGA